Molecule: messenger RNA, 10486 nt
Organism: Drosophila eugracilis
Lineage: Eukaryota; Metazoa; Arthropoda; Insecta; Diptera; Drosophilidae
Gene: unc-13
Product: protein unc-13 homolog B
Exons: 24
Coding region: 460-9909 (3149 amino acids)
Biological process (GO): neuromuscular junction development; synaptic transmission, glutamatergic; synaptic vesicle priming
Cellular component (GO): presynaptic membrane; synaptic vesicle membrane; terminal bouton
Molecular function (GO): calmodulin binding; phospholipid binding; calcium ion binding
Source: RefSeq, a predicted model, not a curated record
AGUUCUUAGUUUGUAAGCUUUAACCGGAAAAAGAUUAUUUUCUGUAGCUUCAUGAGAACGAAUCUAGGCGCAACAAAGAAUUAACUAAGUUGUAGUAUACAUUUCAUCAUUUUUGAAAUCACAAUAUCGCAUUAAUAAUCGUGCGUAGUAUUCACAAACAGUUUUAGUUAACAAAAUCCGAUGCGAUUGUUUAAAACAACUCUCUUGCGAUAUUAAGAAUUGUGUAUACAUACUUUUGUGAAAUAGAAGGCAUCUGCCUGAAUUUAAUAUAAAGAGAGUGAAAUGCAUUUUUAGCGACUGGAAAUUGACUAAAGUGUUUUAAAAUUGGUACACUUAUCAUAAAAAAUGUACAUAUGUAUAUAGGCAUUCAGAAUUUCAGACGACUUCGCAUUGAGUAUUGGACUAAAUGUGAAAAGACAUUUAAUCUCUGAUUUCAAAACGGAGUUUAAAAACGAAAAGAUGAACACAUCGCUAAAGCCGGUGCCUGAGGAUCCCGAAAAAAAAAUUUUGUUCCGAAAGCAGGAACUUAAAACUAACACAGAAGAUAAGCUUAUCUUUGCGGAGAAUGCUCUAAAAAGCCAGAUUCAAAUAAAGGAACAGUUGCGACAACAGCAACAACCAAUAAUGUACACAUCUUCAUCGAACUGUCCAGCUGGUGCACCAGUUCGAGCAGAAUCAUUAAUUCAAUCAGCUAAUAGGCCUGACUACCCAUUAAAAAUUAAUUCGGUCCGGACACCAAAUCAAAAGCAACUGUCGAAUAUGCAACCAACUAUAAGGAAGUCACCCACAUUUUUGGAUUCUUCCUUCUCCAGUUACUUAAACACAAACGGUAGCAUGAUAUCUAUAAAAAGUGAACAGCAACUCUCUGAAAUAUAUAAUUCCCAACAACACUCUGAUUACAUUAUCUCUGAUUAUAUGGACAAAAUUGCAACUCGAAUAAGUUUACUCGAAACAGAGUUAAAAUUUGCAUGGCGUGCAUUGGACUUGCUUUCUACGGAAUACGGCAAAAUUUGGGUCCGUUUGGAGAAGCUUGAAAACAUAUCAAUAGAGCAACAGUCUGUGGUUAGUAAUCUUAUGGACCUUAUUGGAGCAACAAACCAUGAGCAGCAGAAGGGCAAUAUUGAUGUACUGGAAUUUCCUUCAUUUCGCGAUGAAAAUAAGUUGUUACCAUUGGUGAUUAAGGAUACUCUGGGUCUAGACAUAGUCCUAGAAGCCGAACCAUCUAAUCCAGACUUCGAAAAAGAACUACGUUUCAGAGAUCAUGAUCACACAUCAGUAUCUAAGCUUGCGCAGGUGCGCGAUUCUGAUUUAUUUUUCAAUUCAGCUUGUGCAUUUGGUGUUCACGACCCUUAUCUUCAUUUUGAAGAUGAUGCUUUGAAUAGACAAAGCUUAAAUAUUGAGCAAAUGAAGAUGGUUCUCGAAAAACCCGAUGAACCCAAUUCAAAAUGUUUUCAAUCGGAUAUUGAAGUUUCACGUAAGGAAUCAAGUAUACAACUUUACUCAGAUUCUGACGUUCAGUUUUAUGAGAAGCAACAUUUUCUGGCAAAUAAUGCACGCACCGAAUUAAUGAAGGAAUUCAUAAAUGGACGUCGAGUUCUAAAUGAGAUUUCGGAAUCCUCAGGUGUAUCAUCUAAAGGUUCCAAUAUCUCGCAGCAUAAAAGAGGAUCUAAAAAUGACCAAUCAUUUAUGGAUUUUGAUGGUGAUAACAUAAGACAGACAAGCAAUGAACUGGACAACCUUAUCGAAGAUGUUAAGUUUUUUCGUUUAACAGCCUCUAAAACCAGCGAGGGCGGAAUACAAGUACUUCCCAUUGAAGAUACUGGAGGAACGGAAAUUUCAGCUAAUGUAAACGAAAUUAACGAAUCCUUUUACAAAAAACUGAACGAGGCAUAUCGUGAUAACGACUUAAGCAAUGAAAUAUUUAAAGUAGAUGCACUGCUUUAUCAGUCUGAGGUUGCUCACGAAGAACAAUCAAUUCCAACUAUACGUGGCCACUCAGCAUCCUCCUCAGUCUUAAGGACUCCAGAUGAGAGGGACAUUACAGAUGGGCAAUCUUUUGAAACUGCAGAGACCAGUCUCACAAAACAGUCAAAAAACAAGGAGUCAAGAAGGUAUCGAAAAAAAAAACACCAUAAAAACGAAAUGGACAUGAUAAAUAAGCUGAAGUGUAUACUUACACAAGCACACUCAUCUCAUAUUAUUAACGGCGAUACAAAAGAAUUGGAUACAGACCUUGUAGAUAUAGUUACGGGCACGGGUACUGAACAAGAAGAAGUUGGAAGCGAAAAUAUACAUAAUGGGUUAAAAAAUCAACGUUCAAUAAGUAGAAUCACUAACUUUAAUGAUGACAUCCGGAUCAUUUUAGAUAGCAUGACAGAGACUUUAUUACAGGAAAUAAACAAAAUUCCAGGCCUACAGUCUCUGAGUGCUUCGCAUAUUAGUCAGUUACGCAAAACAGUGUGGGCAGAGGAAAAGUUUUUUCAAAAACUUAGCCAAGUCGAUAAAAAAUUGACUCUGCUCUUACUUAACCCCAUAACUGUUACAGAAGAAUUGCAAAGACUUCACAUUACGAAUACAAAUGAAAUGUUUGUUCUGGUAAUGAAAAAAUUUAAAAGAAAUAUUGAUACACUAAAAAAAUUAGUUGGUAGCUCAUUGAACGAUUUUAAAAUAGUCAAAACGUGUGCCAGCAGAUUUUCACCCAAAAGUCUUGAUUCAUCCUUUAAGUCUAAUGUUUGUAGUCUUAGUGCGCAUUUAUUAAGAAAUAAUUCCGAUCUGGAUGAACAGCUUAAGAUUCUCGAAACGCAAGAAAUUGAAAUAAACCGGAAAAAAAAGAUUGACGAAAUUGUAAGUGAACUUAAUGAGAAUGCGCACAAAACAUUCAAUCCCUAUAUUGAAAAUGAAAGCAACUACAGUUAUACCAACUCAAAAGAGGAUUUUAGAAGAUCCACAACAAAUAUUUACAACGAGGAUGAGUACAUAAAAUCAUUAAAAAAGAGUCUGGAACGCCACAACAGCAUGAUUUUUCUACUCCACCUACAAAAUCCUGAGAAGAACAAAGUCUCGUCUGAUAUUAAUUUCACGCAGAUGGACUUGAACAGAGCAAGUCUCAGUCCCCCACCACCAGCUCCCAACGAUAAUUUUAGCUUUAACGAAACCGUAAAUCAAUUUUGUGGUGAAAUAGACUCUCAUAAAAAUGCAAAAUCAGAGUCAAGGCUAUCGUCAAUGAACUGUUGGGAACCCAAUUCCCCAAUUGCAGUUGGAAUGCAACACAGCAAUUUUAAUAAUAUCAUAGAGAAAAGAGGGAAAAAAAGAAUACAAGCAUAUCCUCCCUUGCCUGUAGCUAGUUCAGAUUUUAGAAGUUUACCGGCCACUUAUGAUAAAAUGAAUACUAGUAAAGACAACGACUAUGUAAUUACUGAAGAAAACUUAAACUAUAUUCAAGAGCUUUCUAAAAACUUACCUAUUUGCUCUGCUUAUGAAAAUAAGUCUAUCUUUGAUACAAAUUCCGACUCAGUUGAAACAUUUCCGACUGUUGAUGAAAUUCUGCACUGGGACCACGUCAACGAAAAGGAUAAGAAUAAUGUUUCAAUGGAGCAAUUAAAUACCACCAUUAUGCCAGACCUUUUAUCUGCUCAAAUACGAAAAUCAGCAACAAUCAAUCCGCCUUCCUUUAGAAAAAAAUACCAAAAUGCAAACGGUGGAAAUGUCGAAAGCCUAGAAGAUAAAAACUUCUCAAGAUCAAGUCACACAGAAUUAAAUAAGGAUUGCAAAACAACUCCGAACAAACCUAAUUUGACAGAUAGACUCGUAUUCUAUCCGUCUUAUAACUCUAUAGCCGAUUACAACAGCAUCACAAAUUUAGAUUAUGUAGGUGAACAGAACCAAAUUACGGAUAUAACGGACUCCCAAUAUUUACCAAAUCUAGAAGUCCCACCUGUCCACCUUGAUUUUACUGCCAAUACGAAUUCUGAAGCCCAUCUUUGUGUUAGCGAAAAAAAAACAAGUCAACAGGAGCUCGGUUUGAAUCACCGUAUCCAUAUUAAAAAACACCACCACUCAUAUGCUAAGUCGCCAAAGGUAUGGAAAAAGCUAAAUAAUAUCUUAACUGAUAAUUUAAAGCUUAAGCGUAUGUCGAAGUUUAAUCGAUCACAGUCAUUACCCGGUGAUGUGCAAAGUCAAGGUAAUCAAAGUCAGGGUCGCGGCCAGGCAGGUUCGUGUCCGUCUAUUUCUCGCAAGCCACCCAAUGCAAGCGAAAGGCAGAUUAAUUUAUCGAAAAGAGUACAAAAGCUGCCGAUGCGAAUUGUGCGACGACUGUCUCACCCUAACACCACUGAUUUAUUAGAUCCUGCUGAUCAUGAACCUUGCUCAAGUGAUACAGGUGUAUAUACAAAUUAUCUUUCAUCUAAGAUGAAUAAUCUAAUGCAAAAGGCGAAGACUUACAAACGGCAUAACUUUGUCCUGCGCCGCGGCUGUAACUUGCCGAAUACUGAAUUAGACACGCCAGACUUUACAUCAUCGGAUAACGGUAAAAGCUCUACAUUUAAAGGUAAAAUUGUGAUAAAUAACUACGAGGAUGGUGUUGAUAAAAAUUUAAAUGACCAAAACGACUAUGGUAUUAAAAAGGUGUUAAGUGGCAAUGAAUUAAAUAAUUUAUUCCCUGUUGUCGGGGAUCUUAAAAAAACUCAAAGCCCCAUAUCAGUGGCUGGCUCAACAGCAAUACAUAUUUCAGAGCCUGCAAAUAAUAAAGAAAUUGUCAAUAUUAAAAAUGGGACUAUAAAAAUGCCAGAGAUAUUCUUGGAAACGACAUCACAGUCGUGCCUUCAAAAUCUCAACUCAGUCUACACGGAUGACAUCGGCGAUGAGAGUAUACUUAGAAACUCAGUCAACAUUGAUGUAAACGUCCCCACACUCAAUAUAUUUAAAACCAUUGGAGAAGUUGGAGACAUAGCAAUAACUACAUUUCUAACAACAACAACAACAGCUACCACAACUAUUGCCUGUCGUAGUCUUAGUAGCAGCGGUGGUUUGUUGGUCACGCAGCAGUGUUUGGACCUCCCAAACAAAUAUGAGUAUGGGUCGCGGGAUGAUGACGAUAACCGAAGUCAGCACUCUUCUCGGACGCUCUCUUCAUCACGUCGACAAAGCACUGAGGAUAGCAUCGACACAGAUGACGAAUACUUUUAUUAUGAGCUUCGUCAGCUAGAGGAACAGGAACAGCAACGAACAGAAAGUUCUGGAAUUACAUCUUCCGAAAGACUGGAAGAUAAUGAGGUAUUGUUUUCACAGAUAGGACUACUUCUCCAAAACGACACUUUUCGGUCUUUUGAUGUCUGUAAUGAUGUUGAAGAUAAUAUGAAUUAUUCUCCGAGUGAAAGUGUAAAGUUAAGGAUGUCAGAAGUAUUUGGCGAACUGAAAAGUGUAGUUAAGUUACAUCCAGAGGUAUGUCCUUACAGUGAGAUACACACAGCUUUUGAAGAUAUUGUUGAUGCGAAUGCUUUUAAAAAACCGACAGGUGAAAAAUUUACGACAGUCUGUGACAUGCAUAAAGCUUGGCAAGAUUUAAAUGUUGAUUUAAAAACAAGCGAAAAAAUUCCGAAUUUAAAUAAUAAACAACAAAAAUCGCGACGAUUAGAAAAGAAAACAUUCGAUAGAAAUGUAAUUUCAUCUAACGACGAAGCCAGUUCAAGUUCUUCUAGCCAUUCUGAAAAUGAAUGUGUUGAAUGUUCUCCAAAAUUAAGCGCAGAAAUGAAAUCUUCUGCAUCUAGUGAGACAUCCGGGCCAGAUACGCCUAACGAGAUGAGCGAUGUUGAGAUAAACGAAACUGAAUGUAGUUCAAAGGCCGAAGUUGAUUUACAUAAUCUAUAUUUGCAUGGCAAUCUAUCCGAAAUUCAAAAUUCAAUACUUGAAUUUGAUAAAGAUCACACCAAUGAGGAUCAGAGUAGUACUCAUGUAUUAGAAAGUAUAUCAAACGGAUCAGUCCAAUCCCCUUUUGAGACAAAAAAUGUAAUUAGUCCUAAAUCAGAUGGUGAUGGAUCUCAGGCGGUAGGCAGUAACGGAUCUGCCGCAGGUCUUGGUAGUAGCAAAUGGAAAUUAUUGAAAACUUUAAAGGAGCGAAAGAUCGAGGAGAAAAAUAAUCAAGAAAAAAUGAAGGAAGAUGAAAUAACAAAGGACAAGGAAAAGAAUGGUGGUGGCAAUGGAGAAGUCGGAAUACGCAACAAUGGACAUCCUGGCGAUAAUCCCUUUUAUAGCAAUAUUGACAGUAUGCCGGAUAUACGUCCUCGUAGAAAAUCUAUUCCCCUUGUGUCGGAGCUGGUUCUCAAGACAAUGGCAGCUACAAAACGAAAUGCAGGGUUAACAUCUGCUGUUCCACGCGCAACACUUAAUGACGAAGAACUGAAAAUGCACGUAUACAAAAAAGCUCUACAGGCUCUGAUUUACCCUAUCUCUUCGACUACUCCACACAACUUUUUAUUAUGGACGGCAACGUCACCAACGUACUGCUACGAGUGUGAGGGUCUUCUGUGGGGAAUAGCACGACAAGGAGUUCGAUGCACAGAGUGUGGUGUAAAAUGUCAUGAAAAGUGUAAGGAUCUAUUGAAUGCUGAUUGCCUUCAGCGAGCUGCCGAGAAAAGCUCAAAGCAUGGCGCGGAGGACAAGGCUAAUUCGAUCAUUACAGCAAUGAAAGAACGCAUGAAGCAACGUGAGCGGGAGAAGCCCGAGAUAUUCGAGUUGAUUAGGAUGACAUUCGGUGUGGAUCCCGAUACACACAUAGAUUCAUUAGAGCAGGCUGAGCACGCAACUGUUGAGGGAACAUCUAAGUGGUCAUGCAAGUUAACAAUUACAGUGAUUUGUGCUCAAGGCCUGAUAGCGAAGGAUAAAAGCGGUACCAGUGAUCCAUAUGUGACGGUGCAGGUUAGCAAGGUGAAAAAACGAACGCGAACAAUGCCGCAGGAACUUAACCCUGUGUGGAACGAGAAGUUUCACUUCGAGUGCCACAACUCUUCAGACCGUAUAAAAGUUCGAGUUUGGGACGAAGACAACGAUCUUAAGUCUAAACUUCGUCAAAAACUGACACGUGAGUCUGACGACUUUUUGGGACAGACAAUUAUCGAGGUUCGUACGCUUUCUGGUGAAAUGGAUGUAUGGUACAACUUGGAGAAACGUACAGAUAAAUCUGCCGUAUCAGGUGCGAUUCGGCUUCAUAUAUCUGUUGAAAUAAAGGGCGAAGAGAAGGUAGCUCCUUAUCAUGUGCAGUAUACUUGCUUGCACGAGAAUCUAUUUCAUUAUCUUUGUGAAGAAAAUAGCGGAAUGGUUAAGUUGCCAACUCAAAAAGGUGAUGAUGCUUGGAAAUUAUAUUUUGAUGAAAUUCCUGAGGAGAUUGUGGAUGAGUUUUCUAUGCGGUAUGGGAUCGAAAAUAUUUAUCAAGCUAUGACGCAUUUCCAUUGCCUAUCUGCCAAAUACCUUUGUCCCGGAGUACCAGCUGUUAUGAGUACCCUGUUGGCAAACAUAAAUGCAUAUUACGCCCACACCACCGCUUCUUCAGCUGUGUCGGCUAGUGAUCGAUUUGCAGCCAGCAAUUUUGGGAAAGAAAAAUUUGUAAAAUUGCUGGACCAGUUGCACAACUCUCUUAGAAUAGAUUUGUCAAUGUACAGAAACAAUUUUCCUGCAUCGAGCCCAGAAAAGUUGAUGGAUCUAAAGUCGACAGUUGAUUUAUUGACCAGCAUAACAUUUUUCCGUAUGAAAGUACAAGAGCUAUCAAGUCCGCCAAGAGCGAGUACGGUGGUCAAGGACUGUGUUAAAGCAUGUCUUAGAUCCACUUAUCAGUUUUUGUUUGAGAACUGUUAUGAACUUUACAACAGAGAAUUUCAGGUUGAUCCCAACGAAACAAAACGUGCACCAGAUGAUCAUGAGCCUAAACUGGAUAGCGUCGACUUCUGGCACAAGUUAAUAGCUUUAAUAGUAUCGGUUAUAGACGAAGAUAAAAAUAGUUAUGGAACAGUAUUAAACCAAUUUCCCCAAGAACUGAAUAUUGGCCAAUUAUCAGCAUCAUCAAUGUGGCAUCUUUUCGCUGUGGACAUGAAGUACGCACUUGAGGAGCACGAGCAGCAUCGACUAUGCAAGUCAUCGGCUUAUAUGAACCUUCACUUUCGAGUUAAAUGGCUAUAUAGUAACUACGUUAAAGAGGUUCCUCCUUACAAGGGUGCAGUCCCCGAUUACCCGGCAUGGUUCGAGCCUUUUGUGAUGCAGUGGCUGAACGAGAAUGACGAUGUUUCAUUGGAAUACCUUCACGGCGCAUUUAAGCGAGACAAAAAAGAUGGGUUUCAAAAGAGCAGCGAGCACGCACUUUUUUCGAAUUCGGUAGUCGACGUUUUUACGCAAUUAACGCAGUGUUUCGAUGUUGUUAGCAAACUCGAGUGUCCUGAUCCUGAAAUUUGGAAGCGUUACAUGAAGCGUUUUGCUAAAACAAUUGUAAAAGUGCUCAUAGCCUAUGCGGAUAUUGUCAAAAUAGAGUUUCCAGAUCAUAUGAAAGAUGAAAGAAUUGCUUGCAUUCUUAUGAACAAUAUUCAACAACUAAGGGUGCAGUUGGAAAAAAUGUUUGAGUCCAUGGGAGGAGAUAAACUAGAGGAGGACGCAGCCAACAUUUUAAAAGAACUUCAACAGAACCUUAACUCAGCGUUAGACGAUUUGGCUUCACAAUUUGCUAUCAGUUUGGAGCCGAGAAUAACACAAUCGGUACGAGAGCUAGGUGACAUGCUACUUUCUAUUAAGGGCGGCAGUGGGACUCUUGCUGCUGGUAAUCUAGCGGCUCAAAGGAACGCGGUCGCCGUAGAAGCUGAUGAAGUUUUAAGGCCUUUAAUGGAUUUGCUCGAUGGUUCUUUAACUCUCUAUGCCCAAUCGUGUGAAAAAACCGUGCUGAAGAGAUUACUAAAGGAGUUAUGGAAGAUCGUAAUGCGAAUUUUAGAGAAAACAAUUGUUCUACCACCAAUGACUGAUAAAACUAUGAUGUUCAAGCACCUUACUGACAAUGCUAAAAACUUGGCAUCGAAUGCAAAAAUUGAAGACAUGGGUCGAUUGUUCAAGUCACAUAUGGCAGGAAAGCAGGAUGUCAAAAGUGCGCUUAGCGGGGUAAUGGACAUAUCAAAGGAAGUCGAAAAAAAUUUGUCGCCCAAACAGUGUGCCGUGCUUGACGUUGCCUUAGAUACAAUUAAACAAUAUUUCCACGCCGGUGGAAAUGGACUUAAAAAGACGUUUCUUGAAAAAUCAUCAGAGCUGCAAAGUUUACGUUAUGCACUAAGUUUAUAUACGCAAAUGACCGACACACUAAUCAAAACGUUUAUAUCUAGUCAAAUUCAUGAAGUUGAUGCUGAAAAUUCAGAGGAAAGUGUUGGCGAAAUUUCCGUACAAAUAGACCUAUUUUCCCACCCAGGAACUGGCGAACAUAAAGUGAAUGUGAAAGUUGUUGCUGCAAAUGACCUUAAAUGGCAAAUACCUUCGGGUAUGUUUCGCCCGUUUGUUGACAUUAAUUUAAUUGGACCACACUUGCAAGAAAAAAAACGAAAGUUUGCUACUAAAUCGAAGUCAAACAAUUGGUCUCCUAAAUACAACGAAUCCUUCAGCUUUACCAUUGGAAAUGAGGAGCAACUAGACUUUUUUGAAUUGCACAUUUGCGUUAAGGACUAUUGUUUUGCACGUGAUGAUAGACUUGUAGGUGUGGCCGUUAUUCCAUUAAAAGAUAUAUCGGAAAAGGGUUCGGUCGCAUGUUGGUUACCCUUGAUGAGACGCAUUGAAAUGGACGAGACGGGUUGGACCAUUUUAAGGAUAUUGUCACAACGUAAUAAUGAUGAUGUAGCCAAGGAAUUUGUAAAGCUAAAAUCAGAAAUACGCCAGGAGCCAACAAUGGGCACAUAAAAUUAGCUGCCGUUAUUACCAAAUCUGCAGAACUAUACCAACAAUAUUAGAUAUUACCAAAAAUAUUUAAGUUUACAAAUCAACUGUAUUCUUGUUUACUUUCUAGGAUGUUUCCGGAUUAUAAUAUAGAUUAUAAUAUUCUCAUAGAAUAAAUCGUACAUUAAAUAUGCAAUAUAAAUAUAAUUUAACUCUAAACACAAUAUUUGUUAUGACGUAUGUAAACAAAAAAUUUGUAAAUUAAUCAUGUUUAAAAAUGGCCUAUCUACCAGUUUAUUAUGUCUUAAACAUGUCUUAAAACUAACAUCUAUUUUCUAUAUCCUAGCUAAACAUGUUUAAUUUUUUAACAUAUUAAUCCGUACUUAUGUACAUAAUGCAAGCCAACCGCUGAUGUAUUUAUUUACGUAAUCAAUUGUCACCUGUACAUUUAAAAGUGACUACAUGCACAUUCCUAUUUAUGUAAAUAUGUACCUGUAUAAAUAAUUGGAAAUUGUCGAAACAUUUGUUAAAGAUACUUCGCAUACACAAUAAGUCCAAGUGAAUCCUAAUUUUUUUCUAUUGCAAUAAAAGAUACAUAGUA